This is a messenger RNA of Schizophyllum commune H4-8, 1432 nucleotides long. Its product is annotated as terpenoid synthase. The record is from RefSeq and is a predicted model, not a curated record. Bases 238 to 1269 code for a protein of 343 amino acids. Lineage: Eukaryota; Fungi; Basidiomycota; Agaricomycetes; Agaricales; Schizophyllaceae. The transcript is spliced from 8 exons.
GCGUGACCCCACCGAUGCUUGCUCCGGACGCCGCGGUGCCGCACUACGCAGAUCUCAGAUUCGCCCUCUGGCGCAGUGUCAGGAAUGGAGGCCAACUUCAGAUCCAGUCAGCACGGCGGCUAUCCCUGCAAUAUAAAAGACAGUGAAUGAGUCCUUCACCCCCAUCUUCACUUCUCUCCAGUUCCUCUCUCGAGCCUCAUUUCUCUUUCUCUUUCUCGUUGUCUCACCUUCAUCGCAAUGGCCACUCAAUUUGUUCUCCCCGACCUCGAUGCGACGUGCGCUGCCAUCAAGGGCGCAAUGAACCCUCACUACGCGGGGGCUGCCAAGGAGUCUCGCGACUGGAUCAACAGCUUCGACGUCUUCACCGACAAGAAGCGCGCCUACUUCGUCCAGGGCAUGAACGAGCUUCUCGUUGCUCAUUGCUACCCAUAUGCGGGCUACGAAGAGUUCCGCACGUGCUGCGACUUUGUGAACCUCCUCUUCGUCGUUGAUGAGGUCAGCGACGAGCAGAACGGCCACGACGCGCGCGAGACCGGCAACGUCUACCUCCGCACCAUGCACGGCUCUACGGUCGACGAGGGUACUACGCUCUAUCAGAUGACGAAGGAAUUCCGCGACCGCCUCACCGCCCGCUUCGGCCCUCGCGCCUUCCGCCGCUUCCUCAAGCACUGCGAUGACUACAUUGAGGCUGUCAGCGUUGAGGCACAGUUGCGCGAGGAGAGCCGCGUCCUGUCCCACAAGGACUUCGUCCCCUUGCGCCGCGAGAACAGCGCCAUCCGCCUUUGCUUUGGCCUCUUCGAGUACUGCCUCGGCAUCGACCUACCGGACUACGUCUUCGAAGAUCCUGCCUUCCAGGAGAUCUACUGGGCCGGCGCGGAUCUGGUCUGCUGGCAUAAUGAUCUGUACUCUUACAACAUGGAGCAGGCAAAGGGGCUAAGUGGCAACAACAUCGUCACGGUCCUCAUGCAGGAGCGCAACCUCGACAUCCAGAGCGUCGCCGACUACCUGGGCGAGCUCACCAAGGAGCUCAUGGCCCAGUACACCCGCGGCAGGGCGAAUCUGCCAUCUUGGGGCCCGGAGAUUGACGCGGCGGUGGCGCGCUAUGCGGAUGCCGUCGGGUUUUGGAUCCGCGGCAACAUUGACUGGAGCUUUGAGACGUCGCGCUACUUCGGCGAGGAACACCUCGAGGUGAAGCGCACUCGGGUUGUGAAGCUUCGCCCUCGCGAGCCGACGUCGGAUGAGGAGGACUCCGACCUCGAGAGCAUCUAAGGCUAAGUUCCAUGGUCGAUAUUUGCUAGAUUAUUACUGUAUCGCCUAUGGCUGCCUUAAUUACUGUACUUUACGACCCGAGCGCCCUUGCCUAUAUUUAUAGCCAUCUUGUAUGUCUCCCUUGUAUUACCUACUGCACGUAGUCUAGUAAUUCCAGUGAUUU